AUGGCUGAAUUUAAAGAUGAAAUAAAUUGUGCUAAGCCACGGAGAAGCUAUCUAAUAACUUACAGCCAAGCUGAUUUGAAUAAAUUCCCAACUAGGCAAUCAUUCGCUGCUGCCGUAUGUGAAGUCUUCACUUCAGAACGAAGCAAAUUUAGGCCACAGCACUGGGCGUGUUGCCUCGAGAAUCAUGCAGAUGAAGGUUUCCACUAUCAUAUGGCGUUAAAGCUGACCAGCCCAAAGAAAUGGCUUGAGUGUAAACGAGCCCUGCAAAGAAAGCAUGGAGUUGUGGUGAAUUUUUCAGAUCACGACGGAUAUUACACCGCGUACAGGUAUAUUUCGAAGUCUGACGAGAAUGUUUACCACAGCCCAAAUCAUCCCAACCUGGACAAAGUCGGAUCCCCCAAAACAAAGAACUGUCAGCGUACUUAUCGUCAAAGACACGCAAAUAGACAAGCAGCCACUUUGACAACUACACCUCAGCAUGAUGAAGAACCUGAGAGCAACCCUCCAACGAAAAAGAUGAAAAAGCUGUCGAAUAUAGACGUGUCUGAAUUUAUUCACAGGCACGAUAUAAGAGAUCAAACGUCUUUCCUCGCAGUUGCCAAUGCUCAGUAA
Messenger RNA from Paramuricea clavata, 612 nucleotides. The record is from the annotation of a GenBank genome assembly. NCBI's taxonomy places the organism in Eukaryota, Metazoa, Cnidaria, Anthozoa, Malacalcyonacea, Plexauridae.